Messenger RNA from Lindgomyces ingoldianus, 1008 nucleotides. RefSeq lists its product as uncharacterized. The annotation marks the transcript as partial. The transcript has 4 exons. The record is from RefSeq and is a predicted model, not a curated record. NCBI's taxonomy places the organism in Eukaryota, Fungi, Ascomycota, Dothideomycetes, Pleosporales, Lindgomycetaceae.
AUGCCGUCACUGCACCCCAUUCUCAAGAAAUCGUAUUGGGUGCUUGCCGGCGUUGGAGGUAUAUGGGCGGCGUUUAUGGUCUUGUUAAUGAAUCCUUGGUUCCAGAGACAUGCCCUAUAUAUGCACAAAAUCAAUUCCGGCUUCUGGUAUAAUGUCUCGAAUCCUGAGAGUUUUGGAUUUGCAAAGGGCCAGGUAACUCCUUUCAAUCUCCGCACGCCGGACGGAGAGACAUUGUAUUGCUGGCACGUGCUUCCUAUAGAUGUGUAUCUGGAUCAUGAGAAUGAGAUCGUACAGAAGGCGGCGGGGUUAGUGGAUGAUCUGACGACGACGGUAGGGUACAGAUUGAUGAAGAAGGAUCAUAAGAGUCGGAUUGUUGUGAAUUUUCAUGGGAACGCUGGUCACAUCGCCGAAGGCUACAGAACCCACACCUACCGCUCUCUAACCUCCAUCCCGCAUACCCACAUCCUAACCUGCGACUACCGGGGUUUCGGGUACUCCACAGUUAAUAAUCCCCCCCAUCUCCCCACAGAACCAGGUCUCAUAACCGACGGAAUCACCCUAAUCCACCACCUCCUGACCACCCUCCAACACCCCUCUUCCCGAACCGUCCUCCUCGGCCAAUCCCUCGGCACCGCCGUAACCGCCGCAUCCGCUCUCUUUUUCACUAGCCCCUCAAGCCCCUCGCUUCCCCCCACUAUCAUUCCCCCCAAACCCUCUCUCCCCCCACAAUCCUUCGCCGGAAUCAUUCUCAUCUCACCAUUCCCCUCUCUCACAACGCUCCUCCAAUCCUACAAAGUUCGGGGUAUAAUCCCCAUCCUCUCUCCGCUACGGCCGUACCCUCGCAUAGCCAACCUCGUAUCCUCCCGAAUCCUCGACCACUGGCCCACACUCCCACGUCUACAAGCCUUACUCACCGCAUCCCCGGCCUCCAAAACUUCCGUUAAAAUAUCCAUCCUCCACGCACGCAACGACCAAGACAUCUCCUUUAAACUCGGAGAAGCUGUCUUC